Xyrauchen texanus (razorback sucker) is the source of this 856-nucleotide messenger RNA. RefSeq names its product jeltraxin-like. Lineage: Eukaryota; Metazoa; Chordata; Actinopteri; Cypriniformes; Catostomidae. The record is from RefSeq and is a predicted model, not a curated record.
AAAAAGAGUAGAGUGAAGAGCUCAGGUACCUUUGUCUUGUGCUUGACACUCAACUGAAGAGGACAAUGAAACACUAACAUCAUACAUCUUUGUUCUCUGUGGCCUCACUGGCCUGGUGAUGUCUGCAGAGCCACAACGACAAUGUUUGAGGGAGAAGGUCAUCACUUUCCCUGAGCUGACCACAAAGAACUAUGCACAGCUUUAUCCAAACGAAAGCAUGGAUCUCUCUGCAGCCUCAGUGUGUUUGAGAUUCUACACCGACCAAGAGAAUUCCAGUCCAUGCCUAUUUUUUCUGGCUGAACAAGGCCACCCUAAAGACUUUUCUAUGUUAUUGUCAAAUAAAAAAAAAUUCCAGUUGUACAUUCAUAAUGCUCUUGUUGAAUUUAAUGGGCUGCCAUAUCAUCUGAAUCAGUGGAACUCAGUGUGUGCAACCUGGGAUUCCAAAACUGGUCUCGCUCAGAUGUUUGUCAAUGAUGUAAGCAGCAUUAGGAAGGCAGUGGGCACUAAAAAUCCUUUGAAAGGAGAGCCUAAUAUAAUACUUGGGCAGUGUCACACCAAAUAUGAUGGGGGGUUCAUCAGAGACAAUAUAUUCACCGGUUUCAUAUCAGAUGUACACAUGCAUGCUGUGGUCCUAACGCCCCGUCAGAUUAAUUACUACAUGAAGGGAAAAAGGGAAACAUACAAACUUGACGAUUACAUUAACUGGCAUGCUCUUAAGCACACCAUUGUUGGGUCUUCUCAAGCGGAACAAAAGCAACAAGUAACCUUUAAUUUCAAAGAAUAAGAAAAUAAGAAUGAUUGUGCUGCAUUAUAACUGACAUUGUAAUGUCAUUUGAUGCUAAUAAACAUCUUGCAA